AUGAUCAACCCUUCAACCAAACGUUCUGCCUCUGAGCUGCCUGCCGCCCUCGUCUCCCCCGCUUCACAAUGCAUCCACAUCUCCAAGCCCUCCUCAGGCCAACCAACCUCCCUCGCUUCGCAUUGCAUCCACAUCUUCAAGCCCUUUUCAGGCCAACGAACAUCCAAGCUUCACCCGAUCGAGUUUCACCAGAUCUCAUCAUGA
Messenger RNA from Pyrenophora tritici-repentis Pt-1C-BFP, 204 nucleotides. The record is from RefSeq and is a predicted model, not a curated record. Lineage: Eukaryota; Fungi; Ascomycota; Dothideomycetes; Pleosporales; Pleosporaceae.